UCAUAACGGAUGCAGCAAGCUCAGGGCUGCUGGGGCUAUGGACUGCCAAGCCGACAGGUGCCAGGGCUCAGCCCUGGCGCACAUUAAGCACUGGUGCGGGCACAUGCAGUGAUGUCUCUUGCACGGCUCCUUGGCACUGGGAUUGCGAUUUGCUCCUUGCCCUGCAUCCAAACAGCGAGGCCCUCCCACUCCACUUCCCUCUGAAGGGAGUUUCCACGCCAUUCGCGUUGCCUCCGAGUGCAUUGCCCCAGGCGUGGGGCGUGGGCCCAUCCCCUGCACACCCAGCUCCGGGGGCAGCUCGCCGCUGCUCCUCGGGGUGGGUGCCGCGUGUCAUUGGCCAGGCAGCGGGAGCACGUGGGGCUGGGUGUAAUCUGCAGGCUCGGCCUGGGAGGGGAGGGGAGGGGAGGGCGCCCGUCUGACUCACUCGCUGACUCUAAUCCCGCUGGAGGAGAAGUCAGGACACAAACAGACUUGAGGAGCGAGUCCAGCCGGACGGGCCAGGGAGCCGCGCAGAGCCGGGGUGGCGAGCCGGAGGCCGAAGGGGGGGAGAUGAAGGCAUCGAGCCCUUUGCCGACGCUGUUCGGUGCCAUCCUCGCUGUCUCAGCUGUGACGGGUGAUUUCUGUGAUGUGAACCACUGUGAGAACGGGGGUACCUGCCUGACUGGUAGCGAUGAGACUCCAUUCUUCUGUAUCUGCCCUGAAGGUUUCACUGGGAUUGACUGCAAUGACACGGAGAAAGGCCCCUGCCACCCUAAUCCCUGCCACAACAAUGGCGAGUGCCAGCUGGUGCCCAACCGGGGUGAUGUCUUUAUGGAAUAUGUCUGCAAGUGCCCUGCGGGGUAUGUAGGCACCCACUGCCAAAAGAGCUGUGCUGUUUUGCUGGGCAUGGAGGGAAGGGCCAUUGCAGAUGCCCAGCUCUCGGCCUCAUCUGUGUACUAUGGGUUCCUAGGCCUGCAGCGCUGGGGUCCCGAGCUGGCCCGACUCAACAACAAUGGAAUUGUCAAUGCCUGGACCUCCAGCAACUAUGACAAGAGCCCCUGGAUUCAGGCAAACCUGCUGAGGAAGAUGCGGCUGACAGGGAUCAUCACGCAGGGUGCCCGUCGUGCGGGCUGGGCAGAGUACGUCCACUCCUUCAAAAUAGCACACAGCCUGGACGGCCGUGUGUUUGUGUUCUGCAGGGACGAGAAACAGGAUCGAGACAAGGUUUUCCUGGGGAACACAAAUAAUGAUGGCAUGCAGUCCAACACGUUCAAUCCUCCGAUCACAGCCCAGUACAUCCGCAUCUACCCUGUGAUGUGUCACAGGGCUUGCACGCUGCGCUUUGAGCUGGUGGGCUGCGAAUUGAAUGGUUGUUCGGAGCCGCUGGGCAUGAAAUCCCGCCUGAUCUCUGACCAGCAGAUCACAGCCUCCAGCAUUUACAAGACUUGGGGCAUCGAUGGUUUCACCUGGUACCCACAUUACGCCCGCCUGGAUAAGACAGGCAAGACCAAUGCCUGGACUGCACUCAACAACGACCAAUCUGAGUGGCUGCAGAUUGACCUGCUGACUCAGAAGAAGGUGACCGGUGUCAUCACCCAAGGGGCUCGGGAUUUUGGGCACAUUCAGUAUGUGGCAGCCUACAAAGUGGCUUACAGUGAUGAUGGGACAUCCUGGACCGUUUACAAGGACAACAGGACGAACAGCAGCAAGAUCUUCCAAGGAAACUAUGACAACACCUCUCACAAGAAGAACGUGUUUGACAUGCCCUUCUACGCCCGCUUUGUGCGCAUCCUGCCUGUGGCAUGGCACAACCGCAUCACGCUGCGCAUGGAGCUGCUGGGCUGUGAUGAGUAAUCUGCCGGGGAAGGCGGCGUGGAAGGAAAGGACUGGCCUGCCGCCUGCCCCCACCUCCCACUCCUGGCCUUUCCCCUGCACGCCUGCUGCUGUAACAUCCCCUCUCUGUGUCUCACCCACGCUGCCCCACGACGUCUGUGUCUGGUUCCUGGUCUGGCAGUGGGGAGGGCUGGAGAGGGGCAGUGAGUGCAUGACUGUAGCUGAAGCUGAUAGAAAUCUCAUGGGAGGGCUCUGGGUCCCCCUUGCCUUUGCUUUAGAAAAGCAUGUGACAGCCCCGCAUUGGUGGGGCUACCGUACUUGCACUAACACGCAAAGGCCCCUGCAGCUCUCUGGGCCCACAGCUCUGCACUUUAGGGGGCUGUCCCAGAUGAGGGGCUCUUGCUCUCUGAGCCCCUCAUGUUGGUCCAGGUGUUUCCCAUCCAGGCCCUUAUGGGGCUCCCUGCAAACAGAGGCCCUAGCAAUCUCCAUCAGAUUCUGAAAACUACUCCCCCUUGUAGCUCUGCUUCCACUGAAGGGCCCUUAGCAAUCGAGAGCUCGUCUGUCUCCCAUCACCUUCGGCAUUCAGGGGAGCCUUUGAGCGAGAUGCCCUGGAGACAGGGCAGGCCCCUCCACUCAUGGCCUCUAUCUUUCAAGCAUAGCCAGGUAGCUGGCUUCCCCCUUACGUGUGUCGAGGGGAGAGGGAGCUUCCAGUUAUUUGGCUCGUAAAGUAAUUCAGAAGGGCCCUCGGGAAGAAUCUGUUGCUACUGAGUGCACCAAUCACCCCCUCCUUGCAGGCUGCUGCCCGGCAGCGAUGUUGCUCUGGGUUCUGUCAGUUCAGCAUAGUGUCAGGGGAGUGAUGAGAAGGGGCGGGGGCAUAGAUCAAGUCAGAAGUCACAGGGCUCCAGUGCGGGGAGAAGCUGGCAGCUGGGAAUCUGUACACACAGGGCCUCGAUUUCAGACCGGGCAUUUGGCUUUGCACUGCAGAAACUGCCCUGCUCCUGCAGGGCACGCAUGGGAAGAUCUGUCCUACUAGUGUGGGAGCUGGGCACAAAGGGGGGACGUGCAUAAUUUCUGUUGUAAAAUCUGGGGGGGGGCUGGGAAUGUGGCCAACAGUGACUGACCCAAUGUCCAGCACCUGCCCAUAAUGCCCCAGGGUGGACGCCGGAACACCUGCUACUCACAAACACUGCAGGCACAAGAACAGGACAAGUGCUAUCUGCAUUCCCACUUUUGGUCCUAUGAGCAUCGCUUCUGAGCACCCAACUGGCCAGGAAUUCAUACAGGACAGCACAGCCAACCUGCCAGUCACCACUAGGCUCUCAUCCCCCACUGCCACCAAGAAGUGAAGCCCCGUGCCCCUGCCCAGGUAGCCAUUGUUCCUGGACUCCAGCUAUUGUAGUGCAUCACAGCGAAGUCCACAGCCCAAACCCUCCUAUAGGCCAAAAGGACGGCCCCAGCAAACAGUUUAUCCAUGGUGUUUCACGGUACCGAGUCCGUGAUGGUGCCCUGCUAAAGAAGAACCUAGAGAUUCUCCAGCCAUGUUUUCUGAUGUUUCCUCAAUUCCAUCAUCUCAGGACAGUGCAAGGCAGGGGUGGCACACAGAACAAACUGGGCUUGUGGUAUGGAGCUUUGAAACCCUCCUCCAGCCCUGCUCACAUGCAGGGAACUCCCUAGCAGACCCAUGGUACGAUUCUUGGCACAGAGGUGACUGGCAUGUUGCAUGAUCCAUGAAUGAGCCUGGGGUGAGGACUCAGGGUGUUCUGUGCUGGUUCUGAACCAAACUUCUGCCGCAGCACUCCAGGGUCCUUGGAGAGAGAGAGAGAGAGUGUGUGUGUGUAUAUCUGUGUGCUCUGCUGAUCUGCCAAAGCCUCUGGCCACCUCCCAUUGAGACUGCUCAGUUUGCAUAGUAACUCCCCUUGCUUUCCCAUGAGACAGUCUCAGGAUGUUAAUUCUGGGAAAGAGGGGCCCAGGCUCUGCGGUGUCUAUAGCUCUUCCCCCAUCACUGGGCAGAGGUUUCCCUCAGCGGGGUUGGUGUCCAUCAUAGCCUGUCAACAUGCAGUUCUGAGUGCCUGCCCCUUGCCUUCUGGUUCACAGGGUUACCAGUUCUCCUGAUUUUAGUGUGAGUCUCAUGAUAUUUGGUCUUUUCUCAAAGCCCCAGCUUCUGGGGUCAGGUGAUUACAGGAGAAUCUCAGUUCUCAUUUAAAGAGAAAAACUAAAAGUAGAUUCUGGUCAUAUUGGUUGCAGAGAAAAGCUUGAAAACAUGACCAUUAAAUGCUCCAAACCCAGAAGGACAAUCAGAAGAACCCAACAUUGAUUCUUUUUUAAAUCUCAGGAUUUUUAAGCCAAUCUUGCAUUUUAGGGGGCCUGUCUCAUGAUACUUGAGUGCUUCAGGAUGGUAAUACUGGGUCCAUCCAUGCACACUACCCGCUACAAGAGUGAGAGUGGGGACAGACAGGCACAGCGACUGCCCCAGAGGGUGUGCCCCUCACUGACCUCACAGCAUGGCAACAGCUUGGCGUCUGGCUGAGCAGAGGCUCCAGAUUUGGGAUCAGUCCCCGUUGGCAGGGAUGUGUGUGUCUCUGGUGUGGAUCUGACUUGAAGCGUGAUGCAGAGCUGGACCUUCUUCACGUGUGUUUGUGAGGGAGAUGGAUUCUUUGGUGUAAAUGAUGGCAUGAGCGAGUCUUGGAUGGGAAGGCAGCACACCCUGUAAGCGUGUCUGAGAGUAUUAAAACGAGCUGAAACUCA
Messenger RNA from Chelonia mydas (Green sea turtle), 4557 nucleotides. RefSeq names its product milk fat globule EGF and factor V/VIII domain containing (gene MFGE8). The record is from RefSeq and is a predicted model, not a curated record. The coding region runs from base 550 to 1833 and encodes 427 amino acids. The transcript has 9 exons. Gene Ontology annotation, molecular function: calcium ion binding. Lineage: Eukaryota; Metazoa; Chordata; Testudines; Cheloniidae.